This is a messenger RNA of Polyodon spathula (Mississippi paddlefish), 2967 nucleotides long. Its product is annotated as nesprin-2-like. The transcript is spliced from 13 exons. Gene Ontology annotation, cellular component: membrane; meiotic nuclear membrane microtubule tethering complex; nuclear envelope. The record is from RefSeq and is a predicted model, not a curated record. NCBI's taxonomy places the organism in Eukaryota, Metazoa, Chordata, Actinopteri, Acipenseriformes, Polyodontidae. Bases 1 to 1839 code for a protein of 612 amino acids.
AUGGCAGCUUUUCAGACUGCUGUAUCGCAUUUGGGAUUUACAAGGUGGAAUGAACGUUUGUCACUAAGAAUUAAUAAAUUACUUGCACCUGGCUUCUGCGAUCAAAAUACAUCAAAACCGCAGGAGCAGAAAUGGCAGGUUUGGCACAAGUUCAUGCACGCCUACUCCCAGUUCAAUGACUGGCUGCGAUUGGCAGAGAGCACGGCUUCCUCACCAAACUCUUCCCACGUGCUUUACAUCACUGCGAAGAAGGAGCUGAAGAAGUUUGAGGUGUUGCAAUGGGAGAUCCGGGCUCAUUUGUUGGAGCUUCAGUCGCUGAACCUGCAGUACUGCUGGCUGGUGAAACGGGCAGGGCAGGGGGAGCGCGGCCGGCUCCACGGGAUAAUACAGGAUGUCAGCGGGCGCUGGGACGACCUCAGCAAACGCACGGCCGGCAUCUGCCGCAGGCUCCAGCACUUUGUGAGGCAGCGCGAGGAUCUGGAGAGCGAGUGGGGGAAUAUCGCAGUCAGGCUGGCAGAGAUGGAUAUGAGGAUGUCUGAAGUAGAGCAUUCCUCAGGGUGCAGCACGGCCGACAAGAUGACACAGCUGGAGGCGUUCCAGCAGGCAGUGAGCGAGAACGCGGAGUGGCUGAACGGGCUGCUGGUUCGAGGGGAGCAGCUGAUCCAGCGCAGCGAGCCGCAGGACGCCGUCGAGGUCGAGGACUCCCUGCAGGAGCUGCUGCUGUACUGCGCCCGGGUCUUCGAGGGGGUGGGGCGUCUACACACACGCCUGCUGAGCAGGAGACUGGUGUUUGAGGAUGGCUGGAUGUUGGGGUCGAACCGCCUGUCUGUGCUCUGGGAGGUUGAGGGGAUAUACGAGCGGAGGAGCCCCUGUGACCAGCAGCCCCGCGCUCCCAGUGUCCGCACUGGUUCCAGACGGGACUCUCUGGCCCUGGAGUGGGACCCUUCCGUCGACGUGGGCGGGUCCGCCUCUCACGACGAUGCUGACUCCUCUUACUUCAGCACCAUCACAGGUUUGCACCACUUAGAAGCCUCAUCAGGAGAGCCUUCCACCAAGAGAAGAAGCCCUCCAAGCUCCCUGUGUUUUCAUGUGGACGCAGACCCUGCAGAGAGUAGCAGCGUGGAGUGGAGAGAUACCAGCCAGCCCGUCUCGACUGCGGUUCCAGGCGCUCUGGUUUCCGGUGUGUCUAGUGAAGUUCGCAGUUCCUCCCGUUCCUUCGUGUCUGCUAGACACUGCCCUGCAACUAAACCAAUCACCUUUGACCCAGAACGCAUCUGCGCCUGGCUGGGCCAGACGGAACCUGCUCUAGAACACGCCCGGAACUUUCCAGAGGAGACUGGGGGCAAGGCAGACCAUCAGAAACAAGAGGCUGUUUGGGAUCCCAGUCUCCCUCCUCGAGACACGGGGUCGUGUUCUGUAGAAAGCCGAUCUUUUCUGCCGAAUCCCGGUGCCUUUCCCAGUCUGGAUGGGUGCCGUCUCCGAUCGAGCCAGCGUGGGAAGCAGCUUGGCUUCUGUUCAGUUCCUGCGUGGAGCAGAAGAAAACCCAAAACUCAGUUUCGAGAGAAGAACCAAAGUUCUCUUCACCCAUCGCAAGGCAGGAUCAAGUCUGAAGAGCUCAAUCCCGCGAGGUCCAGACGUCUCCUGUGGGUUCUGAAGACAUCCCUGUCCUACCGCCUGGUCAAAUUCGCCAUCUUCAUCCACUUCCUGCUGGCUGUUCUCCUGGGGGUCGUCAGCCAGAUCCCAGUCAGUGCGAAGGACUUCAGCUGUCACCACGCCAAUAACUUUGCCCGCUCUCUCCACUUCAUGCUCCACUACGUCAAUGGACCACCCCCAACGUGAAGCCAGCGAGCGAGCACAAUCUCAGGGAGCAAUUACAGCUCCGAUAGCUUGACAGUUUAUGCUUUCCACAGAAAACUCUUUCAAGCAAAUUGUCACAAAUGCACUCCUGGAAUAUCUUUCCUUUUAAAAUAUGAUUUGACAAUACAUACACAACUGCCCAGCAUAACUCUGUCCCCCACCCUUGCACGGACCGAAGAAGUUACUUAAGAAUCUGAUGUGAAGGUCACAGGAGAGACAGGAGUGUUUUACAAUCUUGGCCUGCAGGGGAAAAAUAAAAUUCAUGUUAGUAGAGAGCUGUGAAUAUAUUAUAUUAUAUUGCCAGGGGAAUGCUGGGAGGUUGUUGAAUUAGGUCAUAAAUAAAAAUUACUCUGAAGUGAUCCAUACAGGCGAUUUGUGACUUGUGUCGGGUUGUGCACUGAAGAUGGAACCAGUGGUAAGCAGUCCCAGUUUGACACUGGGAGCGAAGGGAUUUUUUUUUUUAUACAGACUGGUUUCAUGGCGUAGAUGGGUAACAAAAAAAAUAGCACUGAAUAUUGUCAUCCUUUAGCUCUUUUGCUUUUAGAACUCGUGUCUGCUUAGGUUUCCCCUGCAGGUUUUACCAAAGGAGGAGACACAGGUCAUCUGUCACGCUACCCCAAAACCGUCAACAACUCAGAGGUAUGCAGAUUUCACUUUGCCUUUAAGAACUGUCCUUUAAAACAUAAUGAAAAAAGGAAAUUUGUUAUUUUUUUCUAACAUUUUAGGAGUAAAAGUAGCCUGGUUUAAACAUUGUCUGUAAAAUAACUAGCAAGACCAUAAAAGUUAUGAAUAAGUGAUUUGUUCGGUUUUACUAGAAGCACCGAUUCACAAUAGUCUGGAUGAAGGUUGGACAUUGGUAGCAAGCAGGUAAUGUAGCACAGUGCACCAAAACAUACCAGCUCUUAAACCAGGUCUUCACUUUUUACAAAGUCACGUCUGCACCAGUGUGUGUUCUGCAUAUUAUGAAUAAGUUGUGUCAGAGAAAAAAGGACUGUAGUAUAUUUAUUUUUUCAAAACAUGUGCAAUGUUCACAUUAGAUUUUAAUUCACCUUUCCCCUGAAAUAUUUCCAGGAGAUUGUGUGAUUUCUGCAUGCUCCCCCUGGAAUUAGU